Messenger RNA from Solanum pennellii, 624 nucleotides. RefSeq lists its product as uncharacterized. NCBI's taxonomy places the organism in Eukaryota, Viridiplantae, Streptophyta, Magnoliopsida, Solanales, Solanaceae. The record is from RefSeq and is a predicted model, not a curated record. The transcript is spliced from 4 exons. Bases 1 to 624 code for a protein of 207 amino acids.
AUGGAAUUGGAUAGCCAUAAAAUAGUCAUAUCCAGGGAUAUUAAUUUCUUUGAAGCGAUAUUUCCUAUUGUUAGUGCUUCUCCUAUUCCUACUUCAAUUUUUUCUACUCAAAAAACUCAGUAUUCUAGUGUCAAAGAUUCAUCUUGUGAUGUUCCAGUUCCUACCAUUCCGUCUCCAGAUUCCUUCCCUUCAAACGCUCCAUCUUCUUCCUCUCCACCUCCAAACUGUCCUUCUCCUAAAACAUCUCUUAUACCUGAUUCUAUUGCCCAUUGUCUUGAGUCAGCUUCUCAGAUCAUAGAACCUAAUAGUUACUAUCCAGCAUCUCUCCGUACAGCCGAGUAUCGAUCGAAACGUCAAUUAUUUGCCAAGUUAACUUUGUCAAAUCGUCUCGUUGCUGAUCUCUAUGUUCCUCCUUUGUUGCCAAACCCUAUUCGUUCAGACAAUCAAGCAGCGAUUCAUAUAGCCAAAAAUCCAGUGUUUCAUGAACAAAGGAAACACACGGAGCUUGACAGUCAUUUUGUUGGACAACAAUACCGUUCCGACCUCAUUUGUCUUUAUUUUGUUCCCUAUAAGGAUCAACUUGCCGAUGUUUUCACAAAAAUACCUUUCUGGGGAUUCUCAUAA